Messenger RNA from Anthostomella pinea, 1263 nucleotides. Lineage: Eukaryota; Fungi; Ascomycota; Sordariomycetes; Xylariales; Xylariaceae. The record is from the annotation of a GenBank genome assembly.
AUGUUCUCGCGUGCGCUUCGAGUUCCGAGAACGGCCGCGCCCCUCGUGCGCGCUCGACCUGCCGCCGCUGCCAGACCGGCCACCUUCAGACCAGCCGCUUUCGGCGCCCUGCGAACCGUCACGACUGAUGCCGCCUCAGCGCACGCCGAGGCAGUCCCGGACGCCGACGACCAGCCCUUCCAGGUCACCCUGAGCGACGAGAGCUUCGAGACCUACGAAAUCGACCCCCCGGCGUACACCGUCGACGUGACCAAGAAGGAGCUGAAGCAGAUGUACUACGAUAUGGUGGUUGUCAGACAAAUGGAGAUGGCCGCCGAUCGGUUGUACAAGGAGAAGAAAAUCCGGGGUUUCUGCCACUUGUCCACCGGCCAGGAGGCCGUCGCCGUUGGUAUCGAGCACGCGCUGACGAAGGAGGACGAUGUCAUCACCGCCUACCGAUGCCACGGCUUCGCCCUCAUGCGCGGCGGUUCUAUCCGGUCGAUCAUCGGUGAGCUCCUGGGCCGACGCGAGGGCAUCGCGUACGGCAAAGGCGGCUCCAUGCACAUGUUCACAAAGGGUUUCUACGGCGGCAACGGUAUCGUCGGUGCUCAGGUUCCGGUCGGUGCCGGUCUGGCUUUCGCGCACAAGUACCUCGGCAAGAAGAACGCCGCGGUCAUCCUCUACGGUGACGGUGCCAGCAACCAGGGCCAGGUCUUCGAGGCUUUCAACAUGGCUAAGCUGUGGAACCUCCCUGCUCUCUUCGGCUGCGAAAACAACAAGUACGGUAUGGGUACUGCUGCUAACCGAUCGUCUGCUCUCACCGACUACUACAAGCGUGGUCAGUACAUCCCGGGUUUGAAGGUCAACGGCAUGGACGUCCUGGCCGUCAAGGCCGCCGUCAAGUACGGAAAGGAGUGGACCGUCGCCGAAAACGGCCCCCUCGUCCUCGAGUACGUCACAUACAGAUACGGAGGUCACUCCAUGUCCGACCCCGGCACCACCUACCGAACCAGAGAGGAGAUCCAGCGCAUGCGAUCCACCAACGACCCCAUCGCCGGCCUGAAGCAGAAGAUCCUCGAGUGGUCGGUGUGCAAGGAGGACGAGCUGAAAUCCAUCGACAAGGAGGCCCGCAAGCACGUCAACGAGGAGGUCGCCAUCGCCGAGGCCAUGGCCGUGCCCGAGGCCACCCCCCAGAUCCUCUACGAGGAUAUCUACGUCAGGGGAACGGAGCCGCAGUUCAUGCGCGGCCGCACGCCUGAGGAGAACUACUACUACAAGGCUUGA